Messenger RNA from Eleginops maclovinus (Patagonian blennie), 3526 nucleotides. RefSeq names its product guanine nucleotide exchange factor VAV3-like. Bases 167 to 2755 code for a protein of 862 amino acids. NCBI's taxonomy places the organism in Eukaryota, Metazoa, Chordata, Actinopteri, Perciformes, Eleginopidae. Gene Ontology annotation, cellular component: cytoplasm; plasma membrane. Gene Ontology annotation, molecular function: protein binding; guanyl-nucleotide exchange factor activity. The record is from RefSeq and is a predicted model, not a curated record. Gene Ontology annotation, biological process: intracellular signal transduction; regulation of GTPase activity; cell migration. The transcript is spliced from 28 exons.
UGUGCAGCGCGUCUAAAAGCUGCAGCUCUCCCCGCCCUCCAGAGGGCAUGAAGAAGUUCAGUGAGACGAGUGGACGCCGCUGAGCACAGCUACCAUGCCGUGCACAGGCUUCAAAUAAGGACAAAGUUUACACAUUCGGUACCAACCUUCUGUUUCCACCGACAACAUGGAGUAUUGGAGGCAGUGUGCGAUGUGGCUAAUCAGCUGCAACGUGCUGCCCGCCAACCACCGGGUGACUGCGGACACCGCGCAGGUGUUCGAUCUGGCACAAACCCUGCGGGACGGGGUGUUGCUGUGCCAGCUGCUCAACAACCUGAAACCUCACACCAUCAACCUGAAGGAGAUUAACCUCAGGCCGCAGAUGUCACAGUUCCUGUGCUUGAAGAACAUCCGCACAUUCCUGACGUCUUGCUACGAGGAGUUUGGGAUGAGGAAGACUUACUUGUUUGAAGCCUUUGAUCUCUUCGAUGUUCGAGACUUUGGAAAGGUGAUGGACACUCUAUCCAAGCUCUCCUACACAGCAACUGCACAGCAAGGAGGAUUCAAGCCAUUUCCAACAGAGGAGAGCCUGAAAGACGAGGACAUUUACAAUAAUCUGGAAGACUUGAUUGAUGAGAAUGAAAUUGAAGGCGAUGACGACUUGUAUGCAGCGGUCUAUGGUCUGGUGGAAGACUACGCAGGGGGAGAGAUCUAUGAAGACCUUAUGAGAGCUGAGCACCAUCCCCCAUUGACGCAGGCGGAGGUGGAUGUCCGGAGUUGCUGCCUCACAGAGAUCAAACAGACGGAGGAGAAAUACACAGAGACCCUGGAGUCCAUCGAGAAGUAUUUCCUGAAUCCUCUGAGGACAUUUUUCUCUGCAGCUGAAAUUGACAAAGUUUUUGUCAACAUACCGGACCUGGUUAGAGUUCACAAGAGCCUGAUGGUCGACGUGCAGGACUCCAUCUUAAACAAAAAUGCCUUAAACCUCUACCAGAUAUUCAUCAGCUACAAAGAAAGACUGCUCAUUUAUGGGAUGUACUGCAGUCGGGUGGAAAUCUCCAUUGCUGUUUUAGACCUCAUCUGCAAAGAGAAAGAGGAUAUCCGUCUGAAGAUGGAGGAGUGCUCUAAGAGGGCCAACAAUGGGAAGUUUACACUGAGAGAUCUGCUGGUUGUCCCGAUGCAGAGAGUCCUCAAGUACCAUCUACUUCUUCAGGAGUUAGUCAAACACACUCACGACGCUGCUGACAAGAGCAACUUGAAGAUUGCACUUGAUGCCAUGAAAGACCUGGCUCAGUUUGUCAACGAGGUGAAGAGAGAUAAUGAAACUAUCAGGGAGAUCGACCAGUACCAGCGGUCUAUUGAAAACCUGAAUCAGCCUCUAAUCAACUUUGGUCGCCCCAAAGGUGACGGGUUAGUGCGCAUGGUCUCCAGUGUGGACAAAAGGAAACAGGACAGACACAUCUUUCUGUUUGAUGUCGCCAUCAUUGUUUGCAAGAGAAGAGGAGACAACUAUGAGAUGAAGGAAAUCCUCGACCUCAACUAUUUUAAGAUCACAAACAACCCCACCACGGACAGAGAGAGUAAAAAGUGGUGCUACGGGUUCUACGUGACUCACCAGCAAGGACACACAGGCUUUGAACUCUUCUUCAAGACCAGAGAACUGAAGAAGAAGUGGCUGGAUCAGUUUGAAAUGGCCAUAUCAAAUAUUCGCCCUGAGAAAGCGAACCACAACUCCCACCAGUUCAAGAUGCACACCUUUGAGAGAAUCACUUCCUGUAGUUUCUGUCAUCUCUUGCUCAGGGGCAUCUUUAACCAGGGUUAUCUCUGUCUUAAAUGUGGGCUGGGGGCUCAUAAGGAGUGUCUGGGUCGACUGGGAAUCUGCGGGAGAACAGAUUCCACCAAGCUCAAGUCCAAGGGUACUUGCUCCCCCCAACAACAGGAAAUCACAACACCACCACACUCAGGUUUACCCAGGAUGGUUGUGAUCAGAGACUACAGUGGCAUCCCCUAUCCGCAGUGUGGGCCCCCACUAAGCAUUCAUGCGGGGGAUGUCAUUGAACUGAUGUUUGCCGACCUGCAAAGCUCCUGGUGGCAGGGAAAAAUUCUGGCAACGAGCAAGAUUGGCUUCUUUCCAAGUGAUGCUGUGAGGCCAUGCCCAUGUGUUCCAAAACCUGUCGAUUACUCUGCCCAGCCCUGGUUUGCAGGGCCUAUGGAGAGAUACCAGGCAGAGGUGGAGCUUCUGGACCGAGGAAACAGCACCUAUCUGAUUCGACACAGGAGUAAAGAAUGCACUGAAUAUGCCAUCAGUAUAAAGUUCAACGAUAAAGUCAAGCACAUUAAGAUUCUGACUAAGGAUGGCUGCUUCUACAUCGCUGAGAGCCGGCUGUUCAAGACUGUGCUGGACUUGGUGGAAUACUACAAGCAGUACUCACUAAAGGAGGGUUUCAGCAGUCUUGACACCACUCUGCAGGUCCCCUAUAGGGAGAUGUCCAAUGGAAACAUGCCAAAGACCAUUACCAAGGCUGGCAGUGUUCCUCUUGGCGGCUGCAGCUUUGUUCCUCCCUCCUCCUCGCCUUUCUGGUCAGUGUUUUCCCCCAGGGUUGUCAGUAUUGCAGUGGCACGCUAUGACUUCAGCUCCAGAGACACGCGGGAGCUUUCCCUGCAGCAGGGGGACAUCAUCAAGAUCUACACCAAGAUGUCCAAUGGGUGGUGGAAGGGAGAGGUCGACGGCAGGAUGGGCUGGUUCCCGUACACCUACGUGGAAGAGGAGGACUGACUGAGCUCAGUGUACACUCAAAGUCGACCUCCUCUUGUGAGCGCCAUGCUGCUCAGCCACUCUCUGUGCCCUGCGAGUAAGAUCUAUUUGAUAAAAAUCCCAGAGACUGAAACUGAAGAGGACGCGGUGAUGCCCUCAAAAACGUUCUCUUGCCCUCUGACAGACUCUCACACAGAGCAGAUGUCAAAUCACAGAUUCCAGGAGUGUCACGCCAUAUCUCGCCUCUCUGCGGCCCUGUCUGUCCCCCGGUCCCACUGGGAAGUGCAUGUGCUGUACCCAGAUAACCCUCACUCCCCCUUUCCUGUUCACCUUGUCUUAUUAUUGAUGACUACAUUGGCUGGUGUGAGACUUACCUUCACUGUCAUCAUGCUUUAAUACCAGGAAGGCUCAGUCACCCACCUGGAACACAGAGCCUGCUGACAGCGUACGGCGCAGGUACCGCAACAAAUUGAAAUGCAGGAAGUGAGGAGGUUGACUGCUGUUGGAACAAUAAAACCCUCUUGGCUGUUCAGAUGUUUGUGUUCAACUUUCUGUCUGACUUUUUAAAGUGAAAAUCACUGGACUGAUUUAACCUACUGUAUGUGAUAUUUAUAUAGUUUUGCUGAGUUUUGAUUUGACACUGUUUGAUGAAGGAUUGCUCCGUUAUGCACAUGUGGUGUUAUUGCAAUCUUAAAUCUUGUGAGGCCAGAUGUGAUUUGGUCAUAUCAUUGCAGGAUAAUGUUGUACAAAGUUAUGGAAUCCACCACUGAUAAAAUUAUGUCUCCAUGCUUC